CCCCAGGUUACUGAGAUGCCUUCUCUGAGGAAACCCUGGCACUCCAUGGCAAAGGUGCUCAUCCUGGGAUGCCUCUUCACCGGCUUCCUUCUGCUGUUCUAUGCCUACGUGGCCCCCCUGCAAGUCAGCAUGACUGAGCCCACAGCUGAAACCUCCUGUUCUCCGCCGACGCCGCCCAUCAACAGCACCAGCGAAGGCUCCUGCCGGCCCAAGACGGACAUCGUGUUCAUGAAGACCCACAAGACGGCCAGCAGCACCCUGCUCAACAUCCUCUUCCGCUUCGGCCAGAAGCACAACCUCAAGUUCGCCUUCCCCAGCGGAUACAACGACUUUAACUACCCGGCCUUCUUCAAGCGCAGCCUGGUGCACAACUACCAGCCCGGCGACUGCUUCAACAUUAUCUGCAACCACAUGCGCUUCCGCUACCCCGAGGUGCGCGGCCUGGUGGCCCCCAACGCCACGUUCAUCACGGUGCUGCGCGACCCGGCCCAUCUCUUCGAGUCGUCCUUCCACUACUUUGGGAUGGUGGUGCCCUUCACGUGGAAGCUCACGGGCCGCAACAAGCUGGCCAAGUUCCUGCAGGACCCUCACCGCUACUACGACCCCAAAGGCUUCAACGCCCACUACCUCCGCAACCUGCUCUUCUUCGACCUGGGCUAUGACAGCGGGCUGGACCCCCGCAGCCCCCAGGUGGAGGAGCACAUCCUGGAGGUGGAGCAGAGGUUCCACCUGGUCAUGCUGCAGGAGUACUUCGACGAAUCCCUGGUGCUGCUCAAGGACCUCAUGUGCUGGGAGCUCGAGGACAUCCUCUACUUCAAGCUCAAUGCCCGUCGGGCCUCCGCUGUCCCUCAGCUCACCGGAGAGCUCUACCGGCGGGCCACCGACUGGAACCAGCUGGAUGCGCUCCUCUACCGCCACUUCAACGCCAGCUUCUGGCGCAAGGUGGAGGCCUUCGGGCGGGAGCGCAUGGCCCGAGAGGUGGCCUCCCUGCGGCGGGAGAACGAGCGAAUGCGCAGCAUCUGCAUCGACGGCGGCCGGGCCGUGGACGCUGAGGCCAUCCAGGAAUCGUCCAUGCAGCCCUGGCAGCCGCUCGGUACCAAGACCAUCCUCGGCUACAACCUGAAGAAAAGAAUCAGCCGGCGGCACCAACAGCUGUGCCGGAAGAUGCUGACCCCCGAGAUCCAGUACCUCAUUGACCUUGGGGUCAACCUGUGGGUCAUCAGGCUAUUGAAGUACAUCAGGGAGUUUCUUCGGUGGUGA
Messenger RNA from Trichosurus vulpecula (common brushtail), 1260 nucleotides. It is a transcript of the gene GAL3ST1, whose product is annotated as galactose-3-O-sulfotransferase 1. The transcript is spliced from 2 exons. Gene Ontology annotation, cellular component: membrane. Bases 16 to 1260 code for a protein of 414 amino acids. The record is from RefSeq and is a predicted model, not a curated record. Gene Ontology annotation, molecular function: galactosylceramide sulfotransferase activity. Gene Ontology annotation, biological process: myelination; galactosylceramide biosynthetic process. NCBI's taxonomy places the organism in Eukaryota, Metazoa, Chordata, Mammalia, Diprotodontia, Phalangeridae.